Molecule: messenger RNA, 2588 nt
Organism: Gopherus evgoodei (Goodes thornscrub tortoise)
Lineage: Eukaryota; Metazoa; Chordata; Testudines; Testudinidae
Gene: MTMR7
Product: myotubularin related protein 7
Biological process (GO): phosphatidylinositol dephosphorylation
Molecular function (GO): phosphatidylinositol phosphate phosphatase activity
Source: RefSeq, a predicted model, not a curated record
CUGCCCUUUGGGGUGGAGCCAAUGACUGACCUGCAAGCAUCGAAACAGAGGUACAAUGUAUCCCCCUCUUCUAUUCACCCCCCUCCCGCCCAGGAAAAUUAAAAUCUGCUAUACAUACUGUAGAUCCCUAUGAAUCCAUCCCUGUUCAUUGUGGAAGGUGCAUGAUAUCAUCUGGGAGCUGCCUGGACGCCAUGGAGCACAUCCGAAUGCCCAAGGUGGAAAAUGUCCGCUUCAUUGAUCGUAUAUCUUCCAGGAAAGCUGCACUGGGGACUCUGUAUUUAACAGCUACUCAUGUUAUUUUUGUGGAAAAUGUGUCUGAAACUCAUAAAGAAACUUGGAUUCUUCACAGCCAGAUUUCCUCCAUUGAGAAACAGGCCACAACUGUUACUGGCUGCCCUUUGCUGAUUCGCUGCAAGAACUUCCAGAUCAUCCAGCUUAUCAUACCUCAGGAAAGAGAUUGCCAUGAUGUUUACAUAUCUUUAAUACGUCUGGCACGGCCAGUGAAAUAUGAAGAGCUCUACUGCUUCUCAUUCAACCCAAAGUUAGAUAAAGAAGAGCGAGAACAAGGAUGGAAGCUUGUGGGCCUCAAUGAAGAAUAUAAUCGGAUGGGUGUUCCAAAUAACUACUGGCAAAUCAGUGAUGUAAACAGAGACUACCAAGUCUGUGAUUCAUACCCUACUGAAGUGUACGUACCAAAAUCUGCAACUGCACACAUCAUUGUGGGGAGCUCUAAAUUCCGGAGCAGAAGACGUUUCCCAGCCCUUUCCUACUACUGUAAGGAUAAUAAUGCCUCAAUCUGCAGGAGCAGCCAGCCCUUGUCUGGUUUCAGUGCUCGGUGCCUUGAGGAUGAACAGAUGCUACAGGCCAUCAGAAAGGCAAACCCAGGAAGCAAUUUCAUAUAUGUUGUUGACACUCGGCCUAAAAUCAAUGCAAUGGCAAACAGAGCAGCGGGGAAAGGAUAUGAGAAUGAAGACAAUUACUCCAACAUCAAGUUUCAGUUCAUUGGUAUUGAGAACAUCCAUGUAAUGAGGAGCAGUCUGCAAAAAAUGCUAGAAGUUUGUGAGCUGAAAUCCCCUUCUAUGAGUGACUUCCUCUGGGGCCUGGAGAAUUCUGGCUGGCUAAAACACAUCAAAGCCAUCAUGGAUGCGGGCAUCUUCAUUGCAAAGGCUGUGGCAGAGGAAGGUGUGAGUGUUCUUGUUCAUUGCUCAGAUGGCUGGGACAGAACAGCUCAGGUUUGCUCUGUAGCAAGCCUUCUAUUAGAUCCAUUUUACCGAACUAUAAAGGGCUUUAUGGUAUUAAUUGAAAAAGAUUGGGUUUCCUUUGGGCACAAAUUUAAUCACAGGUAUGGCUAUUUAGAUGGAGAUCCAAAAGAGAUAUCCCCAGUUAUUGAUCAGUUCAUCGAGUGCGUUUGGCAGCUCAUGGAACAGUUUCCCUGUGCCUUUGAGUUCAAUGAAAGAUUCUUGAUCCACAUACAACAUCAUAUCUAUUCCUGCCAGUUUGGUAACUUUCUAUGUAACGGCCAGAAGGAGAGGCGAGAGCUGAAAAUUCAAGAACGAACAUAUUCGCUUUGGGCGCAUUUGUGGAAGAAUCGUGCAAAUUACAUGAAUCCUCUGUAUAGAGAAGACCACAGUCAGACCCAGGGGACACUGCUUCCACAGACAGCUCCCUGCAAUUUCUUGUACAAGUUCUGGAGUGGUAUGUAUACCCGCUUUGAAAAGGGGAUGCAUCCCCGGCUCGUUACCGAUUACCUGAUGGCAGUGAAAGAAGAAACUCAGCAGUUAGAGGAAGAGCUGGAAGUCUUAGAACAGAGAUUGGCAGAUCUCAAAGAAGUGCAGUUAAACAACAGAAAAGAAAACUCUAAGCAACAAGACCACAACACACAUUUAGGGCUUUCUACCUCUAAUAACAGCAUAGCUAACACACCCCAGGAUUACAUUAAUAAUGUGAAAUCAUUCCCAUCACGGAGCCCUUCACAAGGAGACGAAGAAGACUCAGCCCUGAUUCUGACUCAGGACAACCUGAAAAGCUCUGAUCCUGACCUCUCAGCCAACAGUGAUCAGGAGUCAGGUGUGGAAGAUUUGGGCUGCAGGUCCCCAAGCGGUGGUUGUUGCCUGCCUAGUGAAGACAGUGGCAAAGACUCAGAUGAAGCUGUGUUUCACACUCUCUGAAAUGGCAUCUUUCAUCAGAUGAAGAACAGGUACUGUCCUUGAACAUUUAAAAAAAUUCCAAAGAAAAGGAGCUGUACAAUUGUGUAUGUAAAGGACCAGACAGAACCACCACUUAUUACAGCUAAUAAGCCACAAUGGUAAUGAAAGGUAAUCUCUGCUAUUAUGAAACAUUUAUUUAAGCCCCUUGUGGUUGCUUCUUUAACCUUAUCAGAGCCAUAAAGAAUUAUUCAUUUAUUUUGCUUUCCAAAUGUUAUUUUAUAUUUCCAUAAUUAUGCCUACUGUACAUAACUGUGUUUUUGUUGAGUAUUUUGCCUUGAAGGUAGUUGUGUACAUUGUGGAAAUAUUGAGUUUGUUUCUUAAAAUUUUCAAAUUUAACAAUUUUGUGAAAAAAUGUCUAUUAAAACCCUUUCAAAAAAGAUA